CUCGUUUCAUCAUAACACAAGCCUAAAAUAAAAAAUAUUUAUUUAUAUUUAAAACAUUUUAAAAGUAUUCAUUCGCAAUACGUGUAUCCAUUGUGUGUGCUACCCGAUUCAAUAUUAUUUGUUUUCGUUUAGUCUGAAAUGUCUCAGUCAAAAAAGGCCUUAAGAUGACGUUGUGGUGAAUUUAGUUAUUUAAAUCAAUUAAAAUAAAAAGGAUUACAAUAACUUUGUUUACAAUUAAAAGAUUCUGCUAUUAUGGAUUACCCCACAUUUCCCUGUCGGAGUUCCUUGACAACAACACAAAUUGUGCCAAAAGUAAUAAAAGUGGUUAAUUUAAAAAGAUUUAUGCCAGAAGCUUCACUACAGGUACCAGCAAAAUCAAAAAGGAGUUGGCUUCAGGCUGAUUCAAAAAUAUCAAAUACUGAUGCACAUCAGGAUAAGUUUCAUCAACAAAGCUGUACGGAUAAAACAGUUACAGAAAGUCAUCUUGCAAUAGACAAUAACGGUUUCAAUCAAAAACAGGGUCUAAGCAAUGACAGUAAAAUCAAGUUUAGAAAAUGCUCACAUUCUGAUGAAGAAUUAUCACAGCUUCACGAACACACGGAUGACACAUUAGUGAAACUUGGUGACGUGUUUGACUCUCGGGAAUCCUUUAAGCAGUAUUUAAACGAUCAUGCCAAGAGAUGGCACUACUACUAUGUGUGCCGGAAUAGUAAGAAAAAAAUUAUUGAGUACAACUGCAUUUGUAUGGCGUAUAAUGUUAAAGAGAGAGAAGUGGUGAUACGGAAACAGAAAAAGCGUACAACUGCCUGCCCUUGCAAAUUACGACUGCUGAUCAACGAAGCAAACAAACUGCUUGUUUACUAUGUGUGCAAUCACCACGAUCACCCGACAACUGCCGGCGAGUUCCACAGCUACCCCCAUGCUAAAUACCUGCCCCAACAUGUUAAAGAUGAGUUCCUAGACCUGACCUACCUCGGUUUGGACGUAGACCUGAUACAGAAGUAUAUCCACUCAGUUGUUGGUAUCACCAUUAAGAAGAAAGACAUCUGGUCCUACUCUUAUAGGUUUAGAAGGAAAAUAUUCAGUAGAACUAUAAGUGAGGACAGGCAGAAAUACAUUGAAGGUUUAAUCGCAAAAAUUCGAGGAACCUAUGAUCCACCAUUAGAAGCUAAGGAAAACGAAGUGCCAAGCGAACAUACUGAGGUGGUUCUUUCCAUCAAAGAAGUUGAUUUGAGGCAGAACAAUACACUUAUGAUUAGGAAAACAGCUCCCAUACUAGAAACUCUGACCGCCGGUAUAACCCUAAACUACAGCACAAAUCUGCACCAAGCCCUCGAAGACACCACAGGCAACACAGAAGUAACAAUCCAGUACAUGAACGAAGAUGGCAUACUGUGCGACGAAAAUGGCAUACCAACUACCAACAGUUCUGCUGUCAUGCAUUUCAUUAACAACUAUGCUUAUGUUGAAAAUCUUCAAGGACCUGUGUUUGAUAGUCAAGAGUCUUUCGAUUUUGUGCCGGAGAGGGUCGAAAAUGAAUCUGUGGAGACGGAAAGGGUUUUGAAUGAGGACAAUGAGUUGGAUGGCACGGAGAGUACGGAACGAAAUGAGGCUGUGAUAUUCGAAAGUUAUGAAAAGAGGUUGUCACCUACCCCGGACACUCCGGCGGUGUACGCAGAAAUGGAGAAUUUUAAGAAGUACUAUUAUGUUGACCAUCGGUAUAAUAUUCCUCGUGAAGAUCAGAAAACGAAGGAAAAGAGUGUACUUCGACGUAAAAGGAAUUGCCAUAGUGUCACCAACACGACCGUGGUUCGAGAGGAAUUCAUAAAAGCGCCCGAUUUCGUCUACCACCCAACGCCAAUCCGCCACUGUUCCGGCCACGAGCACCUCACCCUUCUGAUCGACGCUGACACGAUCCUACCAGGCGCCCGCUUCCUCACCCACGACGUUUUCCUCACGUACAUCAACGAGCGCGCUCACCGCUGGUUCUUCUACUACUCGCUGAUGGAGAGCGGCAGGUCGCCCGAGCAUUAUGUCUAUAAAUGCGUGUACGGGAAGAUUAAGGUGUCCAAGAAUGCUUACCGUGCUAAAGGGUUGAGGAAAAGAAACAAGUUGACCACGCAAUGUCCCUGCCAAAUCCGUCUCCGUCGUUUAGAAUCGGACCCCACCUACCUCACCGUGUUAUAUUCGUGCAACCAUCAUGAUCACGAGUUGAACUCAGCUCAGUUCACCGCACAACCCCACAGCCGUAGACUGCCCGCUGUCAUUAAAGAAGAGGUGAAAGAUCUGAUAACCCUCGGUGUCAGUGCGGAAACUCUCCGCAAGUACGUGUUCGACGAGACCGGGGUACGGGUCUACGGGAAGUAUUUCCACAACGUUCGCACCGGAAUGCGAGCGCGCGGAGAACAGAGGCAUUACAGCGAGGAGCGAAUCGCGGCUCUUACUAAGAAGAUCAGAGAUUUGGAAGCAAUAUAUGGAAACGCAGCUAAAGUCAACAUACAAGCGCAACACAGGAAACGUCCUAACAUACUGAGUCAAGAGCAACAAUGCAUCACGCCGGCGGGGCAGGAUGAAUAUUUAACACAAACUCAAGAAUAUUGUGAGCUUUCGGACCGAGAUGAUUUUGCCGAGGAAGUCUACAUCAUGCAAACUGAUACUCUACCAAUAGAAGAGACGAAGCAGAGUAGGCUUGAGACGAGGCUGCAAACUCUUUCCUACCAGGAUAUCUUGGACACGGUCAUAGGAUUGCAAGAAUCGGUGCGGUGUGAUGUAAGGACUGUACGGAGCGACGCGCAUGCUACGGACACGGCUGAUUUGGUUAAUAUUGCCAUAGAGAAAUAAGCAAUAGGUAUAUCUGUAGUAGACAGUAAAGCACAGCAGACAGAGUAUGUCCUGCCAGGAGAUCAUGGACACGGUGAUAGGAUUGCAAGAAUCGGUGCGGUGUGAAGUAAGGAGCGACGCGCAUGCUACCGACGCGGCUGAUUUGGUCAAUAUUGCCAUAGAGAAAUAAGUUAGAUCUAGAUCUUGAAGACAGUGGAGCAGAGCAGGCUCGCUGCGUAACUUUCGAGUAUUCUUACCACGUACUCUUGGCUGCAGUUAUGUAAGUAAAAUAUUGGUAUAGAAGGCCAAAUUGAAGUCGUAGCAUUGAAAAAUAAAAUUUCUUAUAUAUAUCUCAUUAAAAUAAUUCGUUACUGCUGCGAGCAGUCGACCGAAGGCACUUCGCGAUGCCUGUAUGUAAUUGGUGUUUAAACUUCAUAAAUCUGCGUACACCUCUCUGUGCUCGUAAUGGAUAGUGUUAUUCCGUCGUGUCUUUCCGGGAACAUUCGUAUUCGCUAUGUUAUUUCAGUCAGCCUCAGUACCUUUUAUAAAUAGUAUUUAUUUUUUUAUAAAUAAAUUGUGAUAUUUUGUUACAUGA
This is a messenger RNA of Leguminivora glycinivorella, 3415 nucleotides long. RefSeq lists its product as uncharacterized. Lineage: Eukaryota; Metazoa; Arthropoda; Insecta; Lepidoptera; Tortricidae. Bases 253 to 2841 code for a protein of 862 amino acids. The record is from RefSeq and is a predicted model, not a curated record. The transcript is spliced from 16 exons.